This is a messenger RNA of Miscanthus lutarioriparius, 2034 nucleotides long. NCBI's taxonomy places the organism in Eukaryota, Viridiplantae, Streptophyta, Magnoliopsida, Poales, Poaceae. The record is from the annotation of a GenBank genome assembly.
AUGGUGGUUGCCGUCGCGUCGCCUUCGUCGGCGGCACCGGCACCCUCCGCCGGCCGUCUCCAUCCGACAUACAAGGAGAUGAUCAUGCAGGCGCUGACGGAGCUGCGGGACCCGGGCGGGUCGAGCCGCACCGCCAUCGCCAACUACAUCGCCGACCACUUCUCCGGCCUCCACUCUCGCCACGACGCCCUCCUCUCCGUCCAUCUCCGCAGCCUCAGGUCCCAUGGCCAACUUCGCCUCGUCUCUCGCAACUACUUCGUCUCCACCGCCACUCAGCAGCCUGCUCCGGGGCAGAAGUGUGGUCGGGGGCGGCCUCGCAAGAACCCAGAUUUAGCCCCUUCCGCUUUGGUUCCGGCGUUUCAGGGCCCCAAGCGAGGGCGUGGACGCCCGCGCAAGAACGCCCUAGACCCGGUGGCUUCCUCUCCUUCGCCGCUGCCGGGAGCAAGUGCUCCGCCGCCUCCAUCUGGGGUCAAGAGGGGGCGUGGACGCCCGCGGAAGGACGCCCUUGUCCCUCCGCCUUCCUCUUCUUCGCCACUGCCGGGAGCGAUUGAUCCACCGCCUCCAUCAGGGGUCAAGAGGGGCCGCGGACGCCCUCGGAAGAGCGCCCUUGUCCCUGUGCGUUCCUCCUUUUCACAGCUACUGGGAUGUAUUGCUCCACCACUUCCGUCUGGGGUCAAGCGGGGGCGCGGACGCCCGCGCAAGAAUGCCUACCCCGCUGUGGCGCCGUUGGUGGGAGUUGAGCAGGGACCUGCUGGUGGGCAACCUGCUACCGUGCCCCACAGUGGUAAGAGUAAGCCUGUCCGGCCGCUCAGGGUUGCUGUUGAUGUUAGUGCUUUGCGUGGUUCCUCCAUGAACAUAUCUGCCUGUAGUAACAGUGUGGUUGGUGGGAAAGAGAAGAUGCAACCUGAAUCUGUGCAGUCCGUGGAUGCUUCAUUGACUAAGAGAGGGCGUGGGAGGCCCAGAAAGGAGAAGUCAUUGGAAAAUAGCCACUUGAAAGCCGCACACUUGACUGAGGGUCAACAUGAAGCUCUGACUGCGCAAGCUGCAGACCAAGCUGGGGCUGUCCAAAAUGAAGUUGAAGCCAAGGAUCUGCAAUCCUUGGAGAAGAGAGGCCGCGGGCGUCCUAGAAAGAGGCCGUUGGAAACCAAAACUUCAGAAGCAGGGGUUGCUGCAUCAGCUGUGAAGAGAGGCCGUGGGAGGCCAAGAAAGGAGAAGACUUCAGAAACUGGGGACUUGAAAGUUGCACAGAUGACUGAGGGUCGACAUGAAGCUCUGCCUGCACAAGCUGUAGACCAAACUGGGCCUAUGGAAAAUGAAGUUGAAGCUAGGAUUUUGCAAUCCUUGGGUACUUCUUUGACAGAGAAGAAGAUGACUGAGGGUCAACAGGAAGCUCUGACUGCACAAGCUGCAGACCAAGCUGGGGCUGUGCAAAAUGAAGUUGAAGCUGGGGAUUUGCAAUCCUUGGGUACUUCUUUUACAGAGAAGAGAGGCCGCGGGCGUCCUAGAAAGAGGCCGCUGGAAACCGAAACUGCAGAAGCAGGGGUUCCUGCAUCCACAGUGAAGAGAGGCCGUGGGAGGCCAAGAAAGGAGAAGACAUUGGAAACUGGGGACUUGAAAGUUGCACAGAUGACUGAGGGUCAACAUGAAGCUCUGCCUGCACAAGCUGUAGACCAAGGUGGGCCUAUGCAAAAUGAAGUUGAAGCUAGGAUUUUGCAAUCCUUUGGUACUCCUUUGAUGGAGAAGAGAGGUCGUGGGCGACCUAGAAAGAAGCCAUUGGAAACUGAAACUGCAGAAACCCAAGGUGAUGCAUUGGUGAAGAAGCGAGGGCGUGGCAGGCCAAGAAAGGCCAGGCCUUUUGAAACUGGGUCUGUGGAAACUGCAGUUGAGGUGUCUAGGGACUUGACAGAAGAUGGGCCUGAAAAAGAUGGGGAUCUUGUGUCAGGGAAGAAAGCAAAAGCUCAAGGUGUACUUUUGGUUGAGGGGAUAGACAAUGGCCCUGCAGAUGCUGGAUGUUUGGUAGUGUCAAGAGAGUAG